Messenger RNA from Aphidius gifuensis, 2601 nucleotides. Its product is annotated as protein 5NUC-like. NCBI's taxonomy places the organism in Eukaryota, Metazoa, Arthropoda, Insecta, Hymenoptera, Braconidae. Gene Ontology annotation, biological process: AMP catabolic process. The record is from RefSeq and is a predicted model, not a curated record. Gene Ontology annotation, cellular component: plasma membrane. The transcript has 7 exons. The coding region runs from base 370 to 2130 and encodes 586 amino acids. Gene Ontology annotation, molecular function: 5'-nucleotidase activity; nucleotide binding; metal ion binding.
UAUAUGAGAAAUUUUUGAGUGGGAGAUAAAUUGCAAGACUAAAAAAUUGUGACGUCAACUUGAUAAAAAAUUCCUUUUGCACAAACUGCACCUGCAUUUACAAAUUAACGUUUUAUUAUGCUACACGUAUACAAGCAUUUUUUUAAAAUAAAAAUAAAUAUAAAUUUUAUUAUUCUUAUAUUAUACAAAAUAAUUUUUUUUUUUCUCGUAUUUAUUUGUCAAGUAAAAUUAAUAAAAGUGACGUGAAUGUGCAUUCAAAGAGUCACAUUAUACUGGAAUUACAUUGAUUGAUUUUUUCAUUUAUCAAUUGAGGAUUCAUAAAUUAAAAAAAAAAUUAUCUGUAAAUACUUUGUUAUAAAGCAACUUGAAAUGGCACCAAUACAAGAAAUCCGAUGGACCGUGUUAUUAUUUAUUCUAUCGAGUGGUAUAUUUUUUAAGGCACUAUUAAGUGUUCAAUCAUUCAAACUAAAUAUUAUACACACGAAUGAUAUGCACUCUAGAUUUUUAGAAACUUGUACAAAUAAAAAUACAUCGAAUGAAAAAUGCUACGGUGGAUUUCCCCGUCUGGCAACUCUCAUAAAGCAAGAAAGGAAAUCUGAUAAUACCACAAUAUUUUUAAAUGCUGGUGAUACAUAUCAAGGUACUUAUUGGUUUACAAAAUACAAAUGGGAAAUUGUCGCAAGAGGCUUGAAUAUUUUAAAACCCGAUGCAAUGUGUCUUGGAAAUCAUGAAUUUGACAAAGGUCUAGAGGGACUUAUUCCUUUUCUUAAAAAUGCAUCAUACCCUGUACUUGCAGCAAACUUGGAUUUAACAGAAGAACCUGAAUUAGCUGCAACAGGAAUAAAAAAUAGUACAAUCUUGACAGUAAAUGGUUAUAAAAUUGGCAUUAUCGGUUAUCUAACAAACGAAACAAAAAUAACUUCUUUUUCUGGAAAUGUCAAGUUUCUUGAUGAAGUUACAGUGAUUCAAGAAGAAGCUAAUAAACUUAAAGCUGAUGGUAUAGAUAUCCUGAUAGCAUUGGGCCACUCUGGCUACGAUCUGGACAAAAUAAUUGCUGAACAAGUUGAUGGUAUUGAUCUUGUAAUUGGUGGCCACUCACAUACUUUUUUAUACAGUGGAAAUCAGUCAAAUUAUGAUACACCUGAAGGACCUUAUCCAACUGAAAUCAAACAAAAAAGUGGUAAAAUUGUUUAUGUUGUCCAGGCUUCAGCUUACACCAAGUACAUGGGACAUGUCGUCGUUAAUUAUGAUGAGAAAGAAAAAAAAGUAAUGAAUAUUACAGGAAGUCCAAUUUUAGUUGAUGAUAGCAUUGAAAAUGACAAAGAUGCUGUGGAUGAGUUUGAAGAAUUUCGAUUGGCAUUAAUAGAUAUAGAAGCGAAAGUUGUUGGUAAUAGUCUAGUUCUACUUGAUGGUGACUCUAAAAAUUGUAGAGUUAAAGAGUGCAACUUUGGAAAUCUUAUAACCGAUGCUAUGAUUGAUUAUGCACAUAGACAAUUUAAUUUAACUGGCAAAUGGAAACAACCUUCAGUUGCUUUUGUAGGAGGUGGCAAUAUUCGUGGUUCAAUUGAUCAGCAUCCAAGUUACAAUAUAACAAUGGGUGAACUUUUAUCAGUUUUGCCAUUUGAUGACCCAGUUAUACUUAUUGAUGUUCCUGGAAAAAUACUUUUUGACGUACUUGAAUGGAGUGUAAACAAGGGUAAUCAAUCAAGUGGUGCAUUUCUGCAGUUGUCAGGCAUAAAGGUGACAUAUAAUUUAGAAAACCCCUUUGGUUCGAGAGUCAUGUCAGCACAGAUUCGUUGUUCUCAAUGUAGAGUUCCUCAUUUUGAAGACAUUAAUCAGGAUAAAAAUUAUACAGUGAUGACUACUGCGUAUUUUGGUGCUGGUGGUGAUGGCUACACGAUGUUUUAUAGCUUGGAAUCGAUGUCAUUAAAUAUAAUAAAUGCUGAAAUACUUGGUCAAUUCUUACGGAUACACAGCCCUGUGUAUCCAGGUAUUGAAUCGAGAAUCGCUUUUGUUUCGACUCAGAAAUCAACUUCAUCCUCGGCUUCGUCAAUUGAUAAUACUUACUCAAAACGAUGUGUGUUCAAUAUUGCCAUAAUUACAGCAUUUUUUAUACGUUUAAUUUUUUAAAAAUGGCAUAACUAUAUGUAAAGAAAAUUAUAGAAGAUUAGAAUGAUAUUAGAAUAUAAAAUUUACAACUUAUUUUUUUUAAUGAGGCCUCGUUUGUGAACUUACUUAAUGAUAAAUUGAAAUUAUUUCCAAAACACCGAAUACCUCAUUAGUCAUGCUAUGUUCCUGAUACAAUAAUUCAGGUGUGUCGAAGAACUUUAGAAGGUAAAGAACCUCUUUGCCUAUUAUAUGUUCCUAAUAUAAACCUAUAUAUAUUGUUCAAUAAAUUUUAAAGAAAUUUUGAAAUAACUGAAGAAACGUAAGUUAUAAAAUGUAAGAAAUAAUAAAACAUAGAAUUUUCUUUGGUUGUUCUAUACACCUGAUCGAAAGCUAUUAUUUUACAGAAAAUUUCAAAGUGAAAACAUAGAAUACCUUCUUGCAUGUUCUAUAUUCCUGAUCAAAAACGAUAUUUAAAAAAAAAAAAAAAUUUAA